UUGAUGUUAAAAAAAAAUUAACUGUAGUUGCAGAAGAAGCAGCAUUGAUGAGGUUACAGAGGACUUUAAUCCUCUUAUCUGACCCAAGACUGCCACCCUCACCACUGGCAUCUACUCCUCUCAUUACCCAAACACGUAUCCAUCUCCCCCCCUUCUUCUUCUUCUUCUUCUUGCUCUUGCUCUCUAGAAAUGAACAGUUUGCAGAAAGUUAGGGCAUGGGUUCUUGAAUCUUGACAGCAUUAUUUGAGUAGCUGCUUACUUUUUUCUGUUCAAUUGCUGGUUUUCUAUCUUUGGAUUGUUUAGGAGAGGAGGUAGGAGAGACUGAGAGAGGGAUAAGUAUAAUAUUAAUAGGUGUGGGAAGGGCUGAGAGAAUUGAAGAAUGGGUUAGGCUAAAGAAACGAAAUUUAUAGUUUCUUGGGGUUAGGGCUUUUUUUUUGGGGGGUGAUGGAAUUCGGGAAGUUGGAUGGGUGGUUUCAGAUUUCAGAGAGUGGGAAAAGCCACUGAGAAAAAGUUGUGUUUAUCAAAAGCUGGAUCCUCAGAGGAAUCAGCAGCAGCAGCAGAAGCACCACCACCUCCAUUUUUCCGAUCAAAUCCAAGGAGAAGAAGAAGAAGAAGACCCGUCGGGGAACCCGCCGCCGCCCAAGAAACGGUCGUAUUUUCCUUCGACGGAGGAACAUGCAAGAUUGCGGGGAAGAAUGGGGGAGAAUCGUCAGCAGCAGCAACAGCAGCAAGGGAGUUCGUCGAGAUUGGGCCUAAGAAACGCCGGCGGGGAGAUAGUGGAAGUCCAAGGCGGGCACAUUGUGAGGUCGACAGGGCGGAAAGACCGCCACAGCAAGGUCUGCACAGCCAAAGGCCCCAGGGACCGCCGGGUCCGGCUAGCCGCUCACACCGCUAUUCAGUUCUACGAUGUCCAGGAUCGGCUCGGCUACGACCGCCCCAGCAAAGCCGUGGAUUGGCUCAUCAAGAAAGCCAAACCCGCUAUUGACGAGCUUGCCGAGCUACCCGCCUGGAAACCCAAUACCGUUAACCCUAAUUUCGACCAAGAAGAUGCCCAGAAACAGCACCGAGAGACCCCCGGAGAUGCCAAUUUGUUGGAUAAUGUUGCGGGGCCUUCUAAGAGAGGCAUGAUAAUGCAAGAGAGUGAAAAUGAGUCCAGCUUUUUGCCUCCUUCUUUGGAUUCUGACUCCAUUGCUGAUACUAUUAAGUCCUUCUUCCCCAUGGGGGCUUCAGAGCAGCCUAAUUCUUCUUCUAUGCAGUUCCAGACCUUUGCCCAGCAGUCAGAUUUGCUGUCCAGGACGGGUAGCCAGAGCCAAGAUUUGAGGCUUUCUUUACAGUCAUUUCAAGAUCCUACUAUCCUUCUCCACCACCAAAACCAGCAGGUUCAGCACCACCAGAACCCGGGUAGCCAUAGAGCUAUUUUAACCGGGUUCGAUGCUUCGGGCUGGUCUGAGCACAAUCAGCAAAAUCAGCAGAGAUUUCCGGCCUGGCACGGCGGUGGUGGAGACGGUGCUGCUGCUGCCGCCACCUGCUCCAGUAGCGGCAGUGGUGGCGCGGCAGCAGCUUCAGCAACAGGAGGAUACUUGUUCAAUUCGCCACAGCAGCCGCUGUUCCAGCAGUUGUUCGGUGGGCAGAACCAGUUUUUUCCUUCUCAGAGGGGACCCCUUCAGUCCAGUUACACACCUUCGGUUCGUGCUUGGAUGGACCCAUCACCCGCAAUAGCUAUUGCUAGUGUUGAUCCAAACCAGCAGCACCAGCACUACCAGUCAGCAAUGCUGCCCAUUUACCCGUCAUCACUAUCGGGUAUAGGAUUCUCCACAGGCGUGGGGGAAUUCUCCGGGUUUCGCAUUCCUGCACGAAUCCAAGGUGAAGAAGAGGAGCACGAUGGCAUUUCCGACAAGCCAUCCUCUGCUUCCUCUGACUCCCGUCGUUGAAUUAGCUCUCGAUAAUCUCUCGUUUCUUCUCUCCAAGUUGCAGGAUAUGAUGAAGAAUACUUCUUAAGUUAAGUUGAACAAGAUCAAAUUAGUUAUGAUGCUUCUGCAAGAGAUCUUGGAGGCAGAGAAGGAAAAGGGAAUUUGCUGAGUCUAAAUCAAUGGCGGCCACCCGUGGUAGAAGACUUGUUGGCAUAGUUUCAGGUUUUUCUAUCCCGGGUUUUAUUGUUAUCUGUAUUAGUUCAUGUCGAUUAUUAUCAAGUUUUACAUUUAUGUAUGAUUGAGUGGGCUUCCAGAGCUCAACUUUGUCUAGUUUGAGGAUUAUGUUGUGUUUCUAUUGCCAUCCUAAUCAGGGAGCUUACUCCUUGCUUUGAAUUUUAUGAAUUUAGUGUUUCCUAAGCUUUGUUUAGUACGUGUUUUCAUUGCUUCAUAAUGGUUCUUAAUGUCAAAUCUAGUUUGAUA
This is a messenger RNA of Ipomoea triloba (trilobed morning glory), 2390 nucleotides long. RefSeq names its product transcription factor TCP4-like. Gene Ontology annotation, cellular component: nucleus. The coding region runs from base 696 to 1931 and encodes 411 amino acids. Gene Ontology annotation, biological process: regulation of secondary shoot formation. The transcript has 3 exons. The record is from RefSeq and is a predicted model, not a curated record. Gene Ontology annotation, molecular function: sequence-specific DNA binding; DNA-binding transcription factor activity. NCBI's taxonomy places the organism in Eukaryota, Viridiplantae, Streptophyta, Magnoliopsida, Solanales, Convolvulaceae.